AUGUUUGAUUUCUUGGAUUACAACAUGGCACCCACUCAAAGAUCGAGAGAUUUGGAGUAUUUUUGGAUGGAAAUGGAAGAUAAACACCCAAAAACUAAGAAGAAGAAUGACAGCAUGAGAAUAGCAAAGACCCUGAUAGAAGGAGGACCGAAUUUCUAUAGAGAAAUGCGAGAUAUAGACAGAACGACGACAUGGGAAGAGUUCAAAAUCAACUGCAACAUGAGAAGAACAGUAAAUAUACUGGAAAGAAUACAGAUGUUUCCGGAACAAGGAGAGACAGAGGAAACAGAGGAAGUGAUACGAAGAAUUGCAACUUUGCAAAAAUUUUUACAGGUGGGCACGCAAGCCCUGAUUUGGCACAUUAGAAAUAAGUUGAAGAUAGAAACAUCUGAAAGAGUGAAGAACGUGCUUAAGAUAGAAUAA
Messenger RNA from Enterospora canceri, 423 nucleotides. Lineage: Eukaryota; Fungi; Microsporidia; Enterocytozoonidae. The record is from the annotation of a GenBank genome assembly.